AUGAGUAGCCCACGCCGCAGAAUCGAGACUGAUGUUAUGAAGCUCAUGAGCGACUACGAAGUCACUCUUAAGCUUCCUGACCAUACUCUCAGGCAAGAAUUCUUUGUCAGGUUCAAGGGACCCGCCGAGACUCCUUUUGAAGGUGGAACAUGGAAGGUUCAUGUCGAGCUUCCUGAUACAUACCCAUACAAGUCACCCAGCAUUGGCUUUGUUAACCGUAUCUUCCACCCUAACAUUGACGAGCUGUCCGGCUCGGUCUGUCUAGAUGUUAUUAAUCAGACUUGGUCGCCUAUGUUUGACAUGAUCAACAUCUUCGAGGUGUUCCUCCCUCAACUUCUACGAUAUCCUAACCCGACCGACCCUCUCAACGGCGAGGCAGCUGCCCUAUUGAUCAGAGAACCAAAAAGUUACGACGUUAAGGUCAAAGAAUACGUACAGAAGUACGCCUCCAAGGAAGCAGCAGACGAAGCCGGAGCCGAAAGCGAGGACGACGAGGAGCUGUCUUCAGUUGCCAGUUUCGACGACGACGAUGAUGAACCCGCGGGCCAGAUGGACGAUGUAUAA
Messenger RNA from Fusarium sp. VM40, 564 nucleotides. The record is from the annotation of a GenBank genome assembly. NCBI's taxonomy places the organism in Eukaryota, Fungi, Ascomycota, Sordariomycetes, Hypocreales, Nectriaceae.